AUGCUUUUCAACGCUCAGACUCUGGCUUUGGCCGCUCUGUUUUCGACAUUGGUUACUGGACGGCCUUUCGACUCAUCAAAACCGCGCAAUGUCGUCCCACGCGACAAGACCUAUUCGGUUGUCAACGUUGGCGGAGAUUCAUCAACACCAGUACCUGCAACAGCCACUUCGGUGAUCGAGACGACGAAGACUGUCGAAGUCGUCGGACCGGGAGAGACAGUGACCGAAGAAGUCACUGCGACUCUCGAGCAGCGCAUCAAAGUCCUCGUCUUCGUCGACGCCAACAUCAUCCUCGUCAACACCCGCACCAACAACGACUUCGACUUCGUCACGAGUCGAAUCUUUGUCAACUCCCAGCCCGUCGGUACCUUCAUCAACAUCGAUCGCAACACCAACCAUCUCGAGCUUGGCUUCAAGUAG
Alternaria atra is the source of this 420-nucleotide messenger RNA. RefSeq lists its product as uncharacterized. The coding region runs from base 1 to 420 and encodes 139 amino acids. The transcript is spliced from 2 exons. NCBI's taxonomy places the organism in Eukaryota, Fungi, Ascomycota, Dothideomycetes, Pleosporales, Pleosporaceae. The record is from RefSeq and is a predicted model, not a curated record.